This is a messenger RNA of Adineta ricciae, 1176 nucleotides long. The record is from the annotation of a GenBank genome assembly. Lineage: Eukaryota; Metazoa; Rotifera; Eurotatoria; Adinetida; Adinetidae.
AUGAACGCAUUCAUAUCAGUGAGUUCAAAAAUUUCUACCAUCAAUAUUACCGAUCAUUUGACGGGAAGAUACGACUCACUUAAUAUUUAUAUAUUUUUAACUGGCGAAGUCGUACCGAAACUGAUUCUUGCUUGCUUUAUUCUUGGUCUAUUUGGCUUUCUUGUUAAUAUGUUCACAUUUCUUCAACCCGAUCUUCGCUCGAAUGCGUGUUGCAUCUAUACACUUUCAAGUUCGGUCAUUGAUAUUGUUCAUUUAUCAGUGAACAUUUUCCCAAAUUACCUCGGAUUUCAAUAUAACAUCCCAAAUCCGUGGAUACAAUCCUUUACUCUAUGUAAAUUGCAUUAUUUUCUGUACAAUUUCUUCCCACAAUUGGCUACUAACUUGCUACUUUUGAGUAUUAUCGAUCGAUAUGCGUGUUCAUGCGGGCUGACAUCUUGGAUUACUCGAUUGAAUCAGUACAAAAUGAUCCCACGACUGAUGACGAUGAUGGUUAUCAUCAGCGGAAUUUUUUCUAUUUACGCUCCUAUCUUUGGCACAGAUAUACCACAAAUCUGUGGAUUUCAUGAGAAAGAAGUAUACGGAAUAUUGACUAUUUUAAUUAGUGGUGUUUUACAACCAAUUGUAAUGCUACUGUUCGUGCUGUUGACUUAUCAAAAUAUUCGUCAACGCCGUCAGCGCGUAGUGAGGUGUGGCAACAAAGACUGGUGUCCAGCGGUUUCGACAUCAGUUUGUAAUAAUGAUAAUCACUCAAGUUUUGGCUACAGCUUUCUUUUCCCUACAAUGGAUGAUUGUACAGACUUACAUUCUGUUCCGCAAUGUGAAUUCAACGGAAAACAAAACCAGGAAAUCAUGAAAUACUUAUUUGUUCUCGCCUGCUUAUUAGCUGUUUGUUUAACAGUCAUCUACGGUCAAGCCAGCUCAUCACGUGCAACUGGCCGAUCAACAAAUGUUCCUGCGACAACCAACCGUCCGGCUAGUACAACAGGAGGCAGUAAAUUAUCCUGUGUUUGUUCAUGCUGUUCAGGUCUUCGAUGUAAACCAGUUCCUCUUCAAUCGUUUCCUGAUGCUACAUGUACAACAAAAGCAUGCAAAGAAAAAUGUAAAAUCUUUGAACCAAAACACUGUGAUCACACAUUUAUGGGUACAAAUGAUGCUUUCUGUACUGUUAAAGUCUAA